Messenger RNA from Zea mays, 985 nucleotides. RefSeq lists its product as uncharacterized. NCBI's taxonomy places the organism in Eukaryota, Viridiplantae, Streptophyta, Magnoliopsida, Poales, Poaceae. Bases 95 to 778 code for a protein of 227 amino acids. The transcript has a single exon. The record is from RefSeq and is marked validated.
GUAGUAGUUGCUAGCAUAGCUGCUGGUUCAUCACCUGCAACAACUUCAAGCGGCCAAGAAACAUUACCAGCAGCUAGCUUCGGUUUACUGGGGCAUGGAGCAAACGGACGAGGCGUCGUCGGUGAACGAGCAGAGCGCGGAGCGGCACUCCACGGCGUGGCUCGACCUCACGCUGGCCGUGAGCGCCUCUCUCCCGGCGCCGGACGACGGGGACUCCUCGUCCGCCGGCGGCUCCGACGACGGCGACCCGGCCAAUAAUAAGCCCGCGUCUCCGCCUCCUGACCCUGCUCCCGCUCCCGCGCCGCCCAAGGUGUUCUCGUGCAACUUCUGCAUGCGCAAGUUCUUCAGCUCGCAGGCGCUGGGCGGGCACCAGAACGCGCACAAGCGGGAGCGCAGCGCGGCCAAGCGCUCCGCCACCACGCCGUCGUCCGCGUCGGCGUACCGGUACCACCACCUCCACCACGCGCAGCGGAUGGCCAUAGCGGGCCUGCCGCUCGAGGCGCACGCCGCCCUGGUGCGCGCCGCGCUGCGGGUCAGCCCGGCCAGCGCGGCCAUCCACAAGGACGCCAGCCAGGAGCUCGCCGCCGCCACCACGAGCACGGCCCCCAGGUUCCACGACGGCGACGUCUCCGCCACGGCUGCCGCCCAGUGGGCGCCGGCGCAACUCUGCGAGGAGCCGGUCAGCUCGACGUGGCCAGGGAGCUUCCGGACGAGGACGCAGGCUGAGCCGCCGAGCCCGGAGCAGAGCCAGAAGAUGGACUUGGAUCUCAGGCUGUGAAACGGAGACAUCCUCAAUCCUCGUAGUUACAUCACAAUCAAUCACAUAUAUACGUGUAGAGGACCUAGCCACCUGUACUUUGACUUUUUUUAAAUUUGUUAAUUUUCAUCAGUGUAUAGCAGUUUUUUUAAUAACUGUGUUUAAUUCCUCGAGUAGUCGAGUCUGCGCCGCCUUCUGAAUAACGAAUGAUUUAGGAAGGAGAUUAUC